This is a messenger RNA of Pectinophora gossypiella (pink bollworm), 1214 nucleotides long. Its product is annotated as outer dense fiber protein 3-like. The transcript is spliced from 6 exons. Gene Ontology annotation, cellular component: cytoskeleton. The coding region runs from base 1 to 690 and encodes 229 amino acids. The record is from RefSeq and is a predicted model, not a curated record. Lineage: Eukaryota; Metazoa; Arthropoda; Insecta; Lepidoptera; Gelechiidae.
AUGUCUAAAAGACCACUCGGCCCGGGCCCGGGCGCCUACCGGCUGCCGACGACGGUGGGCUUCCCCGGGCACGACCCGUCGCGGUACCGCAACCCGAUGUACUCGUUCGGCUCCAUGGGCGGCUACCGGCUCAAGUCGCUGGGCCCCGGCCCCGCGUACAAGAUCGACCGCAUCACGCGCGAGGGCCAGAUGUUCGCGCCUGCGUGGUCCUUCGGCGCGCGGUUCGCUUACAGAAGUGCCACUAAAACGCCAGGUCCGGGCGCGCAUGCGCCGGAGCGCUGCCCGCCCAUGAAGGAGCCGCGGGCGCCGCAGUACUCCAUGGGCGCGCGGCUGGGCCGCGACCAGCGCAAGGUGGGCCCGGCGCCGAAUGCGUACGCGCUGCGCAUGGGCCCGGGCACGCCGGCGUGGACCAUGGCCGCGAGGCUCGGGUACAACCUCAAGGCCAAGUCGCCCGGGCCCGCCGUCUACUUCCAGAAGGACCAGAACAUCUACAGGACCAAGAUGCCGAUAUACUCGCUGGGCGCGCGACUAGAAGGAGCUGGUAAGGCCACCAAGUCGCCCGGGCCGGCCGCCUACCCACCCAACCUCUACAAUGUUAAGAAGAAUCCAUACUCAUACUCGUUCGGCGUGAAGCACGCGGAAUGGGCGCCGCCGAUGAUAAUCAAGGAGGAUACCAUGGACUGCUUAUAGACCAGGCGCGUCGUGACGUCACUCCCUCCGAGCCCAGUCGCGACCCACGAAACGUCCAACAAUAACACUUCGGUAGGAAAUUGGAAGAGACGAUGUCACACGCCUACAACGAAUGUUGUAACUCAAUCUUUUGAAGUUAGGCUUAUUUUUUAGGUAUAUUUUUGUAAUUGAAGUUUUAAGCUCGUGAAUCAAUACACCCGUAGAUAUCGGGGUUGGGGGGGGGGAGGAUAUUUAUGCCUCAUGAGCACCUAAGCCCACCCUAUUAUUUGUUAAUGAAAAUGAGUUAUUUUUGUUAAUCUGUAGCGAAGACUAGCAUACACUUUGGGUGUACUUGUUCGACAUCCCUCGUGUCUACGGGCGUGCUGAGAAGCCAGUGACGUCAUAAGGUUGAAACCAGACCUAAGUUCAAAUGUUGGCCACUUUGUAUAGGUGCUUGUAGUGGCGUGUGUACCGCCGCGGUGUGCGGCACAACAUAUGUCUCUGUAACUGUACUUAACGUCAAAAACGACGAAAAAUAUCGCAUA